Messenger RNA from Cynocephalus volans (Philippine flying lemur), 1887 nucleotides. Its product is annotated as alpha-N-acetylgalactosaminidase. NCBI's taxonomy places the organism in Eukaryota, Metazoa, Chordata, Mammalia, Dermoptera, Cynocephalidae. Gene Ontology annotation, molecular function: alpha-galactosidase activity. Bases 134 to 1369 code for a protein of 411 amino acids. Gene Ontology annotation, biological process: oligosaccharide metabolic process; glycoside catabolic process. Gene Ontology annotation, cellular component: cytoplasm. The record is from RefSeq and is a predicted model, not a curated record. The transcript has 10 exons.
GGACGUGGGAGGCGGAUCAGGUCGCCCCAGCGGCCGCUCCGGACGCAGAAGCGGGGUUCGGGGCUGAGCGCGUCUGCGUGCUGAUAAAAGCAGAGCAGAUCCGGUCAGUUCCCGAGACGCAGAGUCCAGAGCAAUGUUGCUGAAGACAGUGCUCUUGCUAACCCUGGUGGCCCAGGUGCUGGUGCUGGAGAAUGGGCUCCUGCGGACGCCACCCAUGGGCUGGCUGGCCUGGGAACGCUUCCGCUGCAACACUAACUGUAAAGUGGAUCCAAAGAACUGCAUCAGUGAGCGGCUCUUCAUGGAGAUGGCUGACCGGAUGGCACAGGAUGGAUGGCUGGACGCAGGCUACACAUACGUCAACAUCGAUGACUGCUGGAUUGGUGGACGUGAUGACAAAGGCCGCCUGGUGCCGGAUCCGGAGCGCUUCCCCCACGGCAUUGCCUUCUUGGCUGACUAUGUUCACUCCCUGGGCCUGAAUCUGGGCAUCUACGAAGACAUGGGCAAUUUCACCUGCAUGGGUUACCCAGGCACCACACUGGACAAGGUGGUCCAGGAUGCGCAAACCUUCGCCGAGUGGAAGGUGGACAUGCUGAAGCUGGACGGCUGCUUUUCCACCCCUGAGGAGCGGGCGGAGGGGUACCCCAAGAUGUCUGCUGCCCUCAAUGCCACAGGCCGCCCCAUUGCUUUCUCCUGCAGCUGGCCAGCCUAUGAAGGGGGCCUUCCCCCAAGGGUGAACUAUACUCUGCUGGCAAAUAUCUGCAACCUCUGGCGCAACUACGACGACAUCCAGGACUCCUGGAGGAGCGUGCUCUCCAUACUGGAUUGGUAUGUGGACCACCAGGACAUACUGCAGGAAGUGGCCGGACCUGGGCACUGGAAUGACCCAGACAUGCUCCUCAUUGGGAACUUUGGCCUCAGCCAUGAGCAAUCCCAGGCCCAGAUGGCCCUGUGGACAGUGCUGGCAGCCCCGCUCUUCAUGUCCACAGACCUGCGUACCAUCUCCGCCCAGAACGUGGACAUUCUGCAGAAUCCACUCAUGAUCAAGAUCCACCAGGAUCCCUUAGGCAUCCAGGGACACAGGAUUCUCAAGGAAAGAUCCCGCAUUGAGGUGUACCUGCGGCCCCUGUCCAAUAAGGCCAGCGCCGUCGUCUUCUUCAGCCGCAGGAUAGACAUGCCUUAUCGCUACCACACGUCCCUCGCCAGGCUGAACUUCAGCGGCUCCACAACGUACGAGGCCCAGAACGUCUUCUCGGGUGAUGUCAUCAGUGGCCUCCAGAAUGACACCAACUUCACAGUGACCAUCAACCCUUCGGGGGUAGUGAUGUGGUACCUGUAUCCCAUUAAGAACCUGGAUAUGUCCCAGCAGUGAGGAGCUGGGACACGUGACAGGCUGUGGCAGUACCACUGAGCCCAUACCAUGGAGUCUUGGCAUGCUGAGGGCACGUGGACAAGGUUCUUUACUCCCCAGGCCCACUUGGUGACCUGACCCCGUCAUAUCCAAAAUGCAGUCUCAGGGCCAGGUUCUGUGGCCUUCCCUCUUGGAACCUUCUCUUGGGCAAUUUCCUGUGGCUUUCCUGGCCUCUACCUCAGCUGCAUGGCCCCACAGAUGUUGCCGAACAACUCAGCCGGCCUCCUGAGCCCCGCACAGGCAGGGGUGCUGAUGCCCAUCAGGACCCUAGUCUCUGACCUGUUGUUGACUCUGAAAUCAAGAUUUGGAAUUUUUAUAAUUAGGAGUAGAGAUCUCACUUCUUGCCGGGAACUCUAAAGAAUCUUGUGAUUGGCUUUCCUACCUGGAGAAGGUCUUUCAGGCUGAUUCCACCUGGGAGUGAGGGUCAAAAAGGAGACUGUGGCUCCAUCAGGUCAUCAAUAAAGCUGUCUUUCUGUCAA